UACUAAAACAAGAAAAACAUAAAUCUAUUAUUGCGAAAUAGUCUGGGAGUGCUGUACACCCCGCCCUCACAUUUUAAAAAGAAAGAGUCAGGGUAGGCUUAGCCAUUUGGGGAGAUUCAGGCAGGGUUUUCCCAUCCUGUUCAUGGUCUGCAACGAAUUACCUAUGAACUUUUGGCGUGCGUAAAAUCGCCGUGUUGGGCUAACAUGACCUUUAGGUAUCCUUGUUUCUGAAGGUUUUUUUUUUUCGUAAACCAUACGCUUUUGAUAAACGCGUCUUUCUGUUAAGGAGACAAUACAGAUAAAGUAUUACGCUAGAUUGGUACAUUCUUCGGUUCAACAAUGUUCAGAAGCGCGCGUCUGACGUUCUGUCUUAUUAUUCUCGUGCAUUACUCACUCCAAGAAACUCCCAAGAAAAAGAAUGGCAAGAAAGAUGGUGGAAACGCGGCCGCUAUCGAGGAACUAAAGAAACAGAUAGAAAACAUUGUACAGGAGCUGAACCUACUGAAAGAGCAACAAGCUCUGCAAACAGUCUGUCUGAAAGGAACCAAGAUCCAUGGCAAGUGCUACCUGGCUGAUGACACAAAGAAACGCUACCAUGCUGCGAGCGAAGACUGCAUUGCCAAGGGGGGCACCCUGAGUACCCCACUGACCGGGGACGAGAAUGACCAGCUGUACGAGUAUGUGCGCCGGAGCGUGGGGCCCGAGGAGCAGGUGUGGCUGGGCAUUAAUGACAUCCUGACCGAGGGGAGCUGGCUGGAUCAGGCCAGUGCCACUGUGCGCUACAAGAACUGGGAAACGGAGAUUACCCACCAGCCUGACGGAGAGCGCAACCAGAACUGUGCUGUGCUGUCCACCACCGCCAACGGGAAGUGGUUUGAUGAGAGCUGCCGCGCUGAGAAAGCUUCUGUUUGCGAAUUCAACAUCGUCUAAGAGCCAGAGUUCUUUGAUUUGUCGCCCGGUGGCAAAAUAUGGCCUGCCAUACAUCUACAUACGCGUACAUGCAUGCCAUACAGGCACUUUGAUUACCAAAAGAAUUACUAUUCAGAUGCAGUCCAUGUAUCAAAUAAUUGUGACUUCAGAAUAAGAAGUAAUUGCUACAAAUAUUUUGUUUAGAAAGGACUGUACCAAGUUCAAUGCAACUUAUUCAUAUGUAUAGCCUAUAAAUAGUUAAUAGGACAUCUCUGGACCCUGUGCACAGUUUUUUAAAGGAGAGGAGAUAGUCUGCUGUCCUUAGGCAUUUUCCACUUUAUUCAGACAGGGGACAAGCGAAGAGGGAUCACCAUACAGAAAGUGCCAUAGUAGGUAAUGUAACCACUGAUCACACAGGAGUUGCAUGUGAGUUGAGAGUUGGCUGCCCUACAGACUGCCACAUCUCACCAGUGCACACCAUUUUUAAAAAGAUUAUCACAUAUGAGAUUUAGGAAUCGGAAGAACUAAAGAAUCCUGCUUUAGAUUUUAAUCCAUAUAUACUGUAGAACACGUGUUUUACAUAUAUUUUAUCGUUAUAUAAUUUAGUUCUUUAAUUUAGUAUUAUAUCAUAGUAACUAUAGUUUAUUUUAUAGGGCUGGCCAAAAAUAGAUAGGCCUAAACUUUCCAUGGUUUCUAAUUUCUACAGGGCUACACAGGGAUCUGCUAAAUGUAAAAAGUUUUAUUUAUGCUGAUCUUCAGUUUAUGUUUUUGUUCCAUUGUGUGACUGCAGUUUAAAACAUUGUGUUUCAUAAGAAUGGCUAUGAAAGGUAAAUGGAACUUUCUAGUAUUAAGUACUCACCAUCGAUCACUAAUCUGAGUUAGUUUAGGUUAAUAAUAGACAUCCUGUUUAGUUUUGGUCAGUAAUAGACAUGCUGUGUCAACCAUAUUACAAGAUUUAACAACAGAGCAACAAAUGAGCUGAUUCAUUUGAAAAGUAUGGAACAAUACAGCUAAAGAUUUAAAGGUGAACAUCACUACUUUCUUAUUUUAAAGAACAAUUCCAGCUUAUUUAUGUAGGCUCAAGUUAGAUGCUGGUGAGUACAGUGCUUACACUCUAUAUGCAUUUAGAUUUUCUACAGUAUAUUUUGUGGUCAUUCAUUUUACACUUUCAUAUUGACAUUAAUGUGGAAUAUUUCAGAUUUCAUUAUUAGUUACAUUUGAGAAAAAAUAUCUCCCUGAUGUUAGACUAGAAAAAUAUUAAUUUCUUAAAUAAUUAAAACCUUUAAACUGCUCAACAGCCUUUAAUUUUAUUAUUAUUGUGUGGAUAAUAGCACACAGAUUUUAUGUCCUAUUGGAAUGCUACUACUGGGGGGUUUGGUGUUCAUCUACUUCUUACAUUUAUGUGACAGCUUAUUAAAAAAAUUUAGUUUUAUUUUCCAAAUAUUGCUGAUGUGUUAUUGGAUCUCAAAAGUAAACAGCCUUGAUCAACUGUAA
Molecule: messenger RNA, 2403 nt
Organism: Anguilla anguilla (European eel)
Lineage: Eukaryota; Metazoa; Chordata; Actinopteri; Anguilliformes; Anguillidae
Gene: clec3ba
Product: C-type lectin domain family 3, member Ba
Exons: 3
Coding region: 340-930 (196 amino acids)
Biological process (GO): ossification; bone mineralization
Source: RefSeq, a predicted model, not a curated record